UCAUAUAUGAUAUUUGUCUCAUCCUAUCUGUACAUCUCUCUCUCUCUCUCACACACACACACACACACACACCACAUAGCUUCUUCUGUCUACGCCUCUCUUCUCAUCUUCUCUGUAAAACACUUUUGCUGUGAUUUCUUGAUGUGGUUGAAGUAGUGGUAGCUGAAUCGGAGAUUCACAAAGCAUCUGCUUCAUUUGUCUCAUCUCUUUCUCUCUAAAACACUUUAUCUCUCUAAAACUGUGCUUCGCUGUGAUUCUGGAUUCUGACUUGAAAGCUUUCAGUCGUAUGUAUCAUUUUCAAUUUUUUUUGUAGUGUUUUUGCUUCAGAAAACAAUUUUUUUAUUUGUUUUCUUCAUGUUAAAAACCAUGUGGCUCUUAUCAGUUUGAAUUUUUGACAUAUUUUCUCUCUCUCUCGGUUGAGGUUAAGUGAUGGUGUAUUAUAAAAAUUAAUUUAUUUUCUAAAUUCGAACGGGUUUGAAUUUUGAAACACGAAUCGUCAAAGCUUUGCUGGCUGUACCAUAAAAGUUACCGUUUCUCUUUCCUUCUGAAUUUUUUGGUGUUCGAAUUAAAUGCGUCGGUAACGUGUUCACAUGCAGAUUGAUAAGCGGAUAGCUUUCACUGUAAGGUCGUAGAAAGCUCGCUUUAGCUAGGGCUUGAUACAGUGUAUGUACUCAGUAUCAGAUCCUUGGACCCGCCUAAAUUAUAGUCAACUUGGAUUUAGAUUAGGCCAGUGAUGUCGUCAUCGCCGGUGAGAGAGAUUGAUCCGUUGUUGAAGGACUGAGUGACAAAAAGCAGAGCUUCCGUCGGAACGUGGUGUCGCUGGCGGCGGAGCUCAAGGACGUUAGAAGCCGUCUUGCAUCGCAGGAGCAGUCAUUUGCUCGUGAAACCCUAACUAGACAGGAAGCAGAGACCAAAGCGAAGAACAUGGAAGAAGAGAUUUCAAAAUUGCAGAAGAGCUUAGAGGAGAGGAACGAGCAGGUUCAAACUGCAGCAUCAUAUGCAGAAAAGUACCUCAAUGAUUUGGAUUAUCUUAGAUCACAGCUGUCAGCCACUCAAGCAACUGCAGAUGCGAGUGCUGUAUCAGCUCAGUCUGCACAACUUCAGUGUUUGGCACUGUUAAAGGAAUUAGAUGAGAAAAAUAGUUCACUAAAAGAGCAUGAGCUUCGUGUAAAUAGGAUGGGAGAACAAUUAGAUCUUUUGCAAAAGGAUCUACAUUUAAGGGAAUUUUCCCAGAAGCAACUAAAAGAUGAAGUCUUAAGAAUUGAGCAUGAUAUAAUGGAAGCGUUAGCGAAAGCUGGAGCAAGCAAAGAUUGUGAGCUGAGAAAGAUACUAGAUGAGGUUUCCCCAAGGAAUUUUGAGAAGAUGAAUAAGCUUCUGACUGCUAAGGACGAUGAAAUAGCUAAGCUGAGAGAUGAAAUCAGGAUUAUGUCUGCUCACUGGAAGCUUAAAACUAAGGAAUUGGAAUCACAGCUGGAGAAGCAUCGGAGGGCUGAUCAGGAGUUGAAAAAAAGGGUUUUAAAGUUAGAGUUCUGUCUCCAGGAAGCCCGUGCUCAAACACGCAAGCUCCAAAGGAUGGGUGAACGACGAGACAAAGCACUGAAGGAACUCAGAGAUCAGUUAGCAACAAAGCAACAGGAUGGAUUUGUUGGUCUUGAGAAGCAAAAUUUCUGGGAAAGCUCUCGGUUUAAGAUUGUGGUUUCCAUGUCGAUGUUGAUCCUAGUAUUGUUUUCAAAGCGGUAAUGAUACUGUGUUAUUUUAGGUUAUUGUAUAAAAACCCCUGGAUACCUAGACGUCAACUUUAGGAGAUUAGAGACAGUUGUAGAUGCUAGAUGCUAGGGGUGUUUUACAUUUUUUAUGUCACAGCUGCAACCCUCUUUUUGUUGGUACGAUUAUUAAAAUUGAUCCUGGUGGUUGCUGUCGUGUGUCUACUAUUUUGAAUUGAAAUCAUUGAAAUGCAUACCUUAAUUAUGUAAAUUUGUUUAUUCCUGUCUGUAGUUGGUGGUAUUCAAAGCA
Ilex paraguariensis (yerba mate) is the source of this 2013-nucleotide messenger RNA. NCBI's taxonomy places the organism in Eukaryota, Viridiplantae, Streptophyta, Magnoliopsida, Aquifoliales, Aquifoliaceae. The record is from the annotation of a GenBank genome assembly.